GUUCUAAUUGACGUCCGACGGCACUGACCGCCUGGAAUGGGCGUCAUCGAGAUAUCUUCCUCUCCAGAGCCCCCUGACUUUCCUGCGGUAAAGCGCAGAGGGAGAAGGCUUGUGAAAGGUAGGGGGAAAGGCAGGGCCAGGACUCCUGUGGAUAUCAUCGACAUCACUAAUUCUGACUCGGAUCCCUGGGCAGUCCAAGAGAUACCUUCGGCGGCACACAGUGCAGCAGGACCUUCCACAAGCACCAGUGUCAUUAAUAUUACAGAUGACGAAGACCCAUUGAUUGUGAAUACUGGUGCCUCAACCUCUGCUGCUGCUGCCGCCGACGCCCUCGCACAAGUACUCGAGAUUGUCCCCGAUGUCGAACCAAACUACGCCCAGGAAUUGAUCGCAGGGACCUUGCCUACUUUUGGAGACAAGGUCGUUGAGACAGUCCUACACUUCCUGUUCGAGGAUGCUGGCUACCCAAAGGCGGAGAAGAGGCGCAGGGCGGCCAGUGGCAGCGGUGCAGAUGGCAGCGUAUCAAAGAAGGUGCGAGGAGGCGGCGAGGUGGACUACGCUAGUACUGAAAGGCCCUUCGCCGGGGGACCUGACUAUGCCGACCUCGCUAUCGAGCAACUGACACUGGAUUUUCCCAGCAUGCCCAAACCUUUUCUCAGGAAGCUCUUCAGGGAAAAAGGAAGCUUCUACGCGCCGACAUACCUUCACAUCGUUCGCGAGAAAAAGCGCGGAGCAAAGCUGGAUUACAUCCCGAAGAAGACACUGACCCGCCGUGGAAAAGGCAAAGAGCGCGCCGAAGUGGAUGCGGAGUUUGAGCGCGAGAAGGCUUGGCUGGACGGGCACGAUGAGGAGGGGAAGACCGUUUUCCCAGAGGAAGAGGCACCGGAGGGCGAAGGCUUUGAGUGUGGCUGCUGCUUCUCGGAAUACCCUUUCAAUAAGAUGGUGCAGUGUCCUGAGGCACAUCUUUUUUGCUCGGAUUGCCUUACGGCAUACACCUCUACUCAGCUCGGAGCAUAUGAUGUCAAUAUUUUAUGUAUGGACCAGUCUGGUUGCAAGCGUCCCUUUCCAGAGAGCGAGCUGCGUAGAUUCUUGUCUCCUAAACUAAUGGAGCUGUACGAGAGAGUCAAGCAGCGCAAAGAAAUCGAAGCGGCUGGUCUGGACGGGCUGGAGGAAUGCCCAUUCUGCGAAUUUAAGUGUGUCAUCGAAAACCCAGACGAGAGGUUAUUCCGUUGUGGGAAUGAGGAGACGUGCGGCGCCAUCACAUGCAGAUCAUGCAAGAAAGUGGACCAUUUACCAAAAAGUUGUAAAGAGAUGGAAGAGGAUCGACAUCUAGAUGGCCGGCAUACGAUCGAGGAAGCAAUGACCAAAGCGCUCAUGAGGAAUUGUCCAAAGUGUCAGAAAGCGUUCAUCAAAGAGGCUGGAUGCAACAAGAUGAUGUGCCCAAAUUGCCAGACCUUAUCGUGCUACGUUUGUCGACAGGUUAUCACCGGUUACGAUCAUUUUAACCCACAAGCACCUGGAGCAUCGACAACUUCAAAGUCAAAGAAGUGCCCCUUGUGGGACACAGUGGAGCUACGGCAUUACGAUGAGGUUAGAGCAGCUGCGGAACGAGCUACGGCCGAGUACCACGGAGAUCAUCCUGAUAUCGACGAGGCGGAUAUCAAAGUCGAUUUGCCCAAGUCGCCGAACCUUCAGCAAACGCAACAGCCAUACCAUCAUGCAAAUCCUCCUCAGUUUCACAUGGCGGUUCCCCCGGGUGUCAACGUCAACGAUUAUGAAUGGGACCCGAACUUGCACUACGCUCUGUUGGCCAUGCGGGAAAGGGUGUGGAGGAGGAGAUGGGUGGACUGAGAAUUUAUGCCCAGGCUUUCUUGUCAUCUUGAUAUCUAUGCGCACAGCCUACUCUACUUCAAAUUUCAGUCAUUCAUUCUUAUUGUUCGAGGGAGGGAGGUAGGGAGGGAGGACGUUUAUUCCGGUUGUUGGUUCCUGGGAAGGAAGCGAACCCAGAGUCCGUACUAUACUUGUGUUCUACGGUACCGAACACAGUCUGGGCCGAACAGAUUCAGCAUAGCCUCUCAUAACUAGCAUCAGAACGUGUGAAUAUUAGUCUGUAUGUUAUUUUCCAACUAGUUAGUUUC
Molecule: messenger RNA, 2138 nt
Organism: Guyanagaster necrorhizus
Lineage: Eukaryota; Fungi; Basidiomycota; Agaricomycetes; Agaricales; Physalacriaceae
Exons: 10
Coding region: 37-1851 (604 amino acids)
Molecular function (GO): zinc ion binding
Source: RefSeq, a predicted model, not a curated record